Molecule: messenger RNA, 444 nt
Organism: Prunus armeniaca (apricot)
Lineage: Eukaryota; Viridiplantae; Streptophyta; Magnoliopsida; Rosales; Rosaceae
Source: the annotation of a GenBank genome assembly
AUGCUUCUUGUGUUGAAUGUGGAUGGAUCUUGUAAACCUGCAUCUGGUAAUAUUGGAGCUGGAGGUGUCCUCCGCGACUCCUUUGGAAAUUGGAUUAAGGGUUUUGCUGUGAAUAUGGGAAAUGGCCAAGUUCUUGAAGCUGAGUUAUGGGGUCUAUUUUUUGGUCUCAAAUUGGCUUUGGAUAAAGGUGUCAAUAGGCUCAUCAUUGAAAUGGACUCAGCACUUUGUGUCCAGCUUAUCCAACAAACUGUAGCCUAUCGUUUCCAUCCUCUGGCUGGCUUGCUGCAUAGCUGCGGUACUCUUCUAAGGCAAUUUGAGAACCAUCAGAUUCAACAUGUCUACAUGGAGAAGAAUUAUCUUGCUGUCUCGCAAGAUGGAGCUACAAUCUUGAUUUGGGCAAUUGCUUUUUUAAAAAUACCCCUGUGGGGGCUAGUGAUGUACUGA